Misgurnus anguillicaudatus (oriental weatherfish) is the source of this 6408-nucleotide messenger RNA. Lineage: Eukaryota; Metazoa; Chordata; Actinopteri; Cypriniformes; Cobitidae. The record is from RefSeq and is a predicted model, not a curated record.
UUCACAUGCUUGCAGAAAAUGGCUUACUCAAAUUAAGUUACUGGGUUGAUCUUUAUCACAUUUUCUAGGUUGAUAGAACCACUGUGUACCCAAUUAUAGCACUUAAACAUGGAAAAAGUCUGAUUUUCACGCUAUGACCCCUUUAAAUGUAACUAAUGCAGGUUGCGGUUUAAAUCUCAUAACCAUUCAUUAAUACAGUACUGUUUUCAAAAUGGCACCUGACAAUGAAACCUUUCCGUCUGCUUCAAACCAGUGGAAAUAAUUACAGUAAUGUGAGAGAUGAACUACUUUUGUGGUUUUACUUUGCUUGCUGUUUAUAGAAACCUGAGGUGACUUUGUGUUUUCUUGUGAUAAACAAUGGUGUGCGUCAGAGGAAGGUGUGAGUAAAAACAGGAAAUGGUUUCUUUAGCAAAACUAGGGCACAAAGGCUUCAUGACCCUCAUCUCACUCUGCACGAGCUUGAUUGACACAUUCAUAUUUACUGAGGUCCUCAUCUGCAAUCUACUAUUGCCAUCUAGUGAGCGAUUUAAGUAAUGUUGCUUCAUACAUUUGUCUUUAAAGAGAUGGUUUACCCAAAAAUGAAAAUUCUGUAAUUAUUUUCUCACUACGUACUAUGUUGUUACAAAACUGUAUAUGUUUCUUUGUUCUGAUAAACACAAGAGAAAAUAAUUUGAGGAAUGUUUGAAACCAAAAUCAUCAUAAGCCCCAUUUACUUCCAUAGAAUUCUUUUUUUCUACUAGAUCUGCAUGUUUGUAGUUAAUUUCUUAUGUUUGUUUAAUGUGGUGUAUUACUGCAGGAGUUCAUAAAUCUUCUAAUAGCUGAAUACUAUAAAUUCUGCAGUGUGACAUAAAUCCUGUCAAAAAGUGUUUUUUCUAAAACUUUCUGUCUUAUAGUUACAAUAAUAUGUGAGAAUCUUAAUUUGUAAAUUAUGUAUAUAUACAGCAUUAAGUUGAGUGUAGUGCAGUAAGAGUGCUGUCCACUAGAGGCGCUGUUUGACUGUGAUGAAUUCAACGUUCAGUCACUGCUGAUUGUGGGAGGGGCCAGUAAAGAUGAUUGACACUUAUAAGAGCUGAAUAGAGAGGACGAAUGAAGAGCAGUCAGAUGUGUAGAGACACACAGAGAACAUUUAGCAUCAAGAAGAUCAACAUCCUCAACUCACAAUGAAGAUCCUCCUCAUCUUCACUUUCUUCAUCAUCUCAGGUGCCGUUAGAUGCUUUGAUGUGAUUGGAUAUUCUGGAGGAAGUGUUCUAGUGGAUUCACAGAAACCUUGGUGUAGCGACUGUUUUAAAUAUAUGACUAAACUAAACCCACACAGAAACAUAAUAAACUAUAAGAAACACGAUAAGUGGAUUAAUGAAGGAAGAUUCACUCUGUAUUGUAACACAUUUGAAAACCUGAUGAUUUACAUCAAAGAUCUGAACACAGAGGAUUCUGGAAGAUACCAGAUUGGGGUUGAUGACCAAUGGUACACUGAUAUGACUCUGAAUGUGAGAGAAGAUUCAUGUUGUGGGGCGUCACAGACAGUGAUGGUGAAUACUGGAGAAAAUGCAAACUUCAGAUGUCAAUAUUCACAGGAUUAUAAGACUGAUGAGAAGUUCAUAUUUAAAAAACGAAAAGACUUAACCGAUAUUAUCUACAGCACAUGGCAGAAGAAAGAGAGAUUCAGUAUUUCUGAUGACAGAGAUAAAAACCUCCUCAAUAUAAAAAUUACUGAUGUGAGAUCAGAAGAUGCAGGAGUUUAUUUAUGUGGAGUUCAGCGUUACAGAGACUCCUACAGUUACUUCAUUUUUACUGCUGUUCAUCUCAACAUUAUGAGUAUUGCACUGGAACAUUUGUGGGUGAAUAAAUCUGUUUAUGUUGGUGAUGAAGUCAAUAUUAGCUGUCAGAUCCCAGAGGAACAUCAAGUCUCAAAACUCUUCUGUAAAGAGGAUGAAAAUCACAUCUGCCAAAACAUCAACUCAUCUAAAGUUGAACUGAAUGAUUUAUUUCAUAAAACUACAAAGUAUCUGUGUAAGAGCUCCACUACAGAUAGAAAUCCUCUCAUUGAGACUGUGAGAGAUGAGAUGAAGAUGAACAGAUUGACUGUGAAUGAUGACAUGACAGCAAGUGUGUUUACUGUGAACAUCACUGGCUUGACAACAGAGGAUGCUGGGAAAUACUUCUGUACAGUGAGAUUAGAAACAGAUGUGAUUUAUCUUUACACCCAUCUGAUUAUUAUCAUGAACGAGGAGAUGAUCUUGAAUAAACGUGAAGGAGACGACAUGUCAAUCCAGUGUAAACAUCAUGCUGAAUAUCAGAAACUCUUCUGUAAAGCACAUGAACCCUCAAUGUGUAUAAAUGAUGGAGUUUCAUUACAGUCAAUGAGAGAUAAUGAAACAUCUGCUGGAGUCUUUACUGUAAACAUCAGUCAUCUGAAAGAAGAGGAUUCUGGGAUAUACUGGUGUGGAUCUCACAUCAUCACUAAAGUCAAGUUAAACGUCACAAGAGUUUCAUAUCUUAAAAGUAUUGUUUUAAAACUGGACAAGGAUUUUAAAGACUCUGUUGAAAGUAAUCUUAACCGUGAAGUGUGUUUUAGAGAGGCUGUGGAUUUUAAAUUUUGUAAGCUGGAGGAAUCUGUGAAGGAUGCCGUGGCCACACUGGAGAGAGAGGUGGUUGAUUGUUUUAAACGGCGAGACAAGAAAUGGGCAAAGCUACUGGAACAAAAGAAGCAUCCAGAAGCCGCUGUCUCCCCACCUUCAUCAACUGCCUACCCAGCACCACCCACGAUCUCCCCUGGUAUUCCUCCUGACAUCAGUCCCACCACCUUGAACACUUCACGAAUCUUCAACAGAGCCACUGACCGAGAACUCUGUGCCACUACAUCAGCAGGGCCAGAUUUCCACUACAUCUUCUCCAUUCUCCCCUUCUCCAGAGACACAUUCAGCAGCACGCAGGUUGAUGACGUCAUGCUCCAGGAACUGACCAUCUCUCCACCCACAUCCCAGAACAACAACAUCAGCGUGAGGAGCCACCAGGGCCUGCUGUAUCGUCAGAUCCAGAAGGACAACGACCAGGGCAGGAUACAGAUCAUUAUCCCUCAGGCCCUGGUCCAACGGACGAUACAGCACCUCCAUUCAAGGACUGAGGAGAAACAUCACUGUCGACUAAAGACUCUCCUCAGGAUCCUGGAGGUGGCCUGGUGGCCUACCAUCCGCAAAGACGUCUGGACAUUUGUAAAGAACUGCCAAGGGUGUGGUGUGGAGAACGAGGAGUAUGCCGUCAUCGGCCUCAAACCAGAUUCACAGCCUCAACAUCAAUGUUCAUCACCAGCUACAGCUACUUCUCACCACCAGACUACGAAGCCGGACAGGAGUAAAUACCCGGGAGAGCGGCAUGCCAGAAGAGCUGGGUGCUUCAGGACCCCGGGAGGAGCGGCGCCACCUACCCAGGGAUGCCCAGUCUGGUAUUGUAUCCCACCUCUCUUACGUAUUUCCACAGAUUCCUCCGGCAAGCUAGUGCCGAUGUGGGAGGGCCUAGCAGAUCUGAACACAGAGGAUUCUGGAAGAUACCGGAUUGGUGUUGAUGACCAAUGGUACACUGAUAUGACCCUGACUGUGAGAGAAGCGUCACAGACAGUGAUGGUGAAUAAAAGAGAAUAUGCAGACUUCAGAUGUCAAUAUUCACAGGAUUAUAAGACUGAUGAGAAGGUCGUAUUCAAGAAAGAAAAAGUCUCCAUUUUGAUGAUCUUCAGCACAUGGAGGAAGAACGAGAGAUUCAGUAUUUCUGAUGACAGAGAUAAAAACCUCUUCAGUGUGAGAAUAACUGAUGUGAGAUCAGAAGAUGCAGGAGUUUAUUUAUGUGGAGUUUGGCUUUACAGAGACUCCUACAGUUACUCCAUUAUUACUGCUGUUCAUCUCAACAUUAUGACGUCACAGACAGUGAUGGUGAAUACUGGAGAAACUGCAAACUUCAAAUGUCAAUAUUCACAGGAUUAUAAGACUGAUGAGAAGAUCUUAUUUAAACAAGGAAAAGACUCAACCGGGAUUAUCUACAGAACUGACACACAAAAAAAGAAAGAGAGAUUUAGUAUUUCUGAUGAGAGAGAUAAAAACCUCCUCAAUAUAAAAAUAACUGAUGUGAGAUCAGAAGAUGCAGGAGUUUAUUUAUGUGGAGUUCAGCGUUACAGAGACUCCUACAGUUACUCCAUUAUUACUGCUGUUCAUCUCAACAUUAUGAAUUCAUGUUGUGGGGCGUCACAGACAGUGAUGGUGAAUACUGGAGAAACUGCAAACUUCACCUGUCAGUAUUCACAGGAUCCAUGGUACAAUGAGAAGAUCUUAUUGAAAAAAGAAAAUGACACCAUUGAUAUGUUGCUUUCCACCACAAAUGUAAAGCAUAAGAAGGAAAGACUGACCAUUUAUGAUGAUACAAAAAAUAAAGUCUUGCAUGUGGGAAUGACUGAUGUGAGAUCAGAAGAUGCAGGAGUUUAUAUAUGUGGAGUUUACAGAGACUCCUACAGUUACUCCAUUAUUACUGCUGUUCAUCUCAACAUUAUGAGUAAAGUGGGUGUGGUCAAAGUGAGCGGAUACUCAGCAGGUCAAAUCAUCUUCAAGUGUCAUCACCCUCAAUACAAAAAUAACCCAAAAUAUCUGUGUAAAGAAUCAGAUGGAUGUUCUGAGAGGAAAUCUCCAUCAGUUCAGGAUCAAUGGAUGAAGAAUGGAGAUGUUUCUCUAUAUGAUGACACCACAGCAGGAGUCUUGAUGGUGUAUUUUAGAGAUCUGAAUGCUGGAGAUGCUGGGACAUACAGGUGUGGAGUGAAAGUAUCUCAAUAUACUGAGAGCUUCACUGAAAUACAGAUGGACAUUAAACAGGAUUUCAAUGUGUGUGUAAUUUGGUUUACAGCGCUGGCACACUGGUGGGUGAAUAAAUCUGUUUAUGUUGGUGAUGAAGUCAAUAUUAGCUGUCAGAUCCCAGAGGAACAUCAAGUCUGUCCAAAACUCUUCUGUAAAGAGGAUGAAAAUCACAUCUGCCAAAACAUCAACUCAUCUAAAGUUAAACUGAACGAUUUAUCUCAUAAAAGUGUUUUUACUGUGACCAUCAGUAAUGUGACAGUGAGAGAUGCUGGAGUUUACUGGUGUGGAGCAGAAACCACUGAGAGAGAUUUAACUUUCAUCUCUCUGACCACUAAAGUUCAACUCAAUCUGAUCAUGCCUCCAGUGUUUGGAGAUGAAGGAGGAUCUGCUCAGAUCAUCUGUCCUUAUGAUCCCAUCUAUAAAUCAAAGUCAAAGUAUCUGUGUAAGAGCUCCACUACAGAUAGAAAUCCUCUCAUUGAGACUGUGAGAGAUGAGAUGAAGAUGAACAGAUUGACUGUGAAUGAUGACAUGACAGCAAGUGUGUUUACUGUGAACAUCACUGGAUUGACAGCAGAGGAUGCUGGGAAAUACUGCUGUACAGUGAGAUUAGAAACAGAUGUGAUUUAUCUUUACACUCAUCUGAUUAUUAUCAUGAACGAGGAGAUGAUCUUGAAUAAACGUGAAGGAGACGACAUGUCAAUCCAGUGUAAACAUCAUGCUGAAUAUCAGAAACUCUUCUGUAAAGCACAUGAACCCUCAAUGUGUAUAAAUGAUGGAGUUUCAUUACAGUCAAUGAGAGAUAAUGAAACAUCUGCUGGAGUCUUUACUGUAAACAUCAGUCAUCUGAGAGAAGAGGAUUCUGGGAUAUACUGGUGUGGAUCUCACAUCAUUACUAAAGUGCGUCUAGAAGUAACAAAGAGUGUUUCUGGAAAAAUCAUCGCUUGUGUCUGUGUGACUUUACUGCUGAUAGGAGCAUUGAUCCUGUUGUUAUACAAAUUAAGAUAUAUCAAGACACCAGAAAACAUCUCUUCCAGGACACAAAGGACCAUUGGAGAGGUGUCUAAUACUGCAUGUGACUAUGAGAAUGUUAAAGACGUCAGACAGCAUUUAGACUGUGAAGAAGCUGGUAUAUAUUCUUCUGUAGGGAUGCCCACAAUCCCCUCUGAUCUACACAGUCCACUUUAUUCUACUGCACAAUUACCCACAAUUCCCUCUGAUGAUCUGCUGUACGCUGCUGUCAGUUUCCACAAGUAUGAAGAUUCUGUCAGUGAUGUUAAAGUCACCUUCAGUAAAGAGGAGAUUUUAUCCAACUAUGCCAUUGUCAGUCACCAAACAUGAUUCCACUGAUUCAAAGAGACAAGCUUAUUGUGUUUCAUUGUUAUUUAUGUCCCUUGAGUCGUAUCGGUCUGCAAGACAUCACGUGUGUGUGUGUGACUGUUUUUUGCAGGUUUACUAAAGUGGGAAAAAACCUUUCACUGGUCCACCAACCCUCAGCAGCCACAGGGUGUUGAUUGUUUUUGGUUGUAUUUACUGAGCAUUACAUGUUAGUGUUUGUCUCCCUCUGCUGUUCAGCCUG